CACGUAUCAGUGAUCAAUUGGCAUAAAUGUCAAUACUAUGUUUUGACAUGUUUUGUCAUUUCACUAUUUUGUGGCGGAAGUAAUACUCUUUUUUAUAAAAAAUGGUCAUAAAUCAAAUAGGUCAAUCUCAAGGAACGUUCACAAAUGAGCUCGUUGAAUUUCCUCUAGCACGAUUCGUGAUGAUCGACUCCCACGUAGUCCCCAGUGAAGCCUCAUUAAACAACACUAGGAUACUUCAGUUAAAAUAUGUUUCACUGGAGAAGGAAUACCACCAUGAACACUUUCUUGUACUAAUGCGAUUGGCCCACAAUGACAAACACACCUUAAAUCUGCUAUGUACGCUAUUCGUAUUUAACGUGAACUUCGAUGAAACCCUGCUACAACCAGAACACGAUAACAGGAGAUUUUACAACUGUCAGAUGCGCUCGUGACUGCUCCUUUAAGAAACGGAACUGAGCCGUCGCUCCGUGACGUGAAGACGCAGCUUGCGCCGUGGAUCUGUGGGCAGGAAGCGCGUGCGAGAGAGCGAGCGCAUUGAUCAGGCUCCCUGCGUGUGGAACGGCAGGGCUGAAACAUGUCACAUUUCUGAUGCCUGGGCACGCUGGAGAACCCCCAAAUUCUUGCCCAAAACACAGGUCCUGCGAACACGCCCCGCUGAACCCGGAAAGGGGGGCCCGAGAACGGAGUUCCGAGCGGCUGAGCGGCUUGGCAUUUGAAAACAUCGGGGCGGCCACGGGGCUGGGAAGCGCAAUCCAGAAAACGACAAGGGGGAACAGUGACUGUUUUCCGAAGCCAUGAGAGAAUACAAAGUAGUCGUGCUGGGAUCCGGCGGAGUCGGGAAAUCGGCUUUGACCGUACAGUUCGUAACCGGAUCAUUCAUAGAAAAAUAUGACCCCACUAUCGAAGAUUUCUACAGAAAAGAGAUCGAGGUGGAUUCGUCGCCCUCGGUGCUGGAGAUCUUGGACACGGCGGGGACCGAGCAGUUCGCUUCCAUGAGGGAUUUGUAUAUCAAAAACGGGCAGGGCUUUAUAUUAGUCUAUAGUCUGGUGAACCAACAGAGCUUCCAGGACAUAAAACCAAUGAGAGAUCAAAUCAUCCGAGUGAAAAGGUACGAGCGGGUACCCAUGAUUUUGGUGGGGAACAAGGUGGACUUGGAAGGCGAGAGAGAGGUCUCCUCCGUGGAAGGCAAAGCGCUGGCGGAAGAGUGGAACUGUCCGUUUAUGGAAACUUCAGCCAAAAAUAAAAGCUCCGUGGACGAACUGUUUGCAGAAAUUGUUAGGCAAAUGAACUAUGCUUCGGCGCCGAAUGGGGAAGACCAAUGCUGUUCCUGUGCUAUUCUUUGAAAACAGGUUUUAUUUUCUGUAGGCUACGGGUGGGUGACAAACGCGUCAGGAUCGGAAACGAAAAGUUUGCUUGAAAACCAACAAAACUUUGUAGUGUAAAAAGGUUGACUGUCAUCAGUAUUUGAAAGUGUCCUGCUGUCUUGCACACUCCUAUUACAAAAAAGACAAUUCUAUAAAAAAAUAAGUGUUUACAUAGCAGAAUACUUGAAUGUCCUGGGGAGUUUACAUAUAUACAACUUUAUGGCGAAUAUUUUACUAUUUUAUGUGAGGUGCCUAUUUGGGGAUAUUUAAUUUAAAGCGUAAACACGUUUUAGUCCUUUUUGUUGUGGAAAUGAGGCGCGGAUUAUCCGCUCGUGUUGGAUACGGGGCGUCUACUUGAGAGAGUACGGAGCGCUGUUGUGAUGGAGCCUUCCUUUGGAAAACCCCGGAUAUGGAUUGCUCCUCGGGAAUUCGGCGUGGUUGGAGUUUUUUUGUUGCGGCACUUAAACUGUGGGCCUACCCCCCCCCCCCCCAACUGCCGUCAGGAAGUCCGGAGGGGCGGACCGUGAACUUCAGGCUCGUCGUGCACUCUCAACCCCGAAACUAGCCCAACUGCGGAGGUCGACGUGAACGCGGAGAGGAAACGCGAUUAAAGCAUUUAAGGAAAUAUAUAUUUCUACCUAUGGCAUUCGUUUAGGACACGAGUCAAUCCAUGACACUUUUGGAUCGUAAUAAUUUUGUUGUCGUUUGAGUUUGUACCGCUGAAGUUAUAACUUCCGCUACCAGCGCCACCAUCCCCCUCCAGCGAGGACCUUGCUUUCCUAUGAAGACCUGGGGCUUCGACAACCCCAACACCCCACCCCCUCCCCAUGUCAAGUGCCUUCCCUCAGUGACCUUUUAAACUUUAGUGCCAACCCGAGAGAGUAUCCGUAUUAAUCACAUUAAA
Anguilla rostrata (American eel) is the source of this 2268-nucleotide messenger RNA. Its product is annotated as ras-related protein Rap-2b-like. Gene Ontology annotation, cellular component: plasma membrane. The record is from RefSeq and is a predicted model, not a curated record. Lineage: Eukaryota; Metazoa; Chordata; Actinopteri; Anguilliformes; Anguillidae. Gene Ontology annotation, biological process: negative regulation of cell migration; Rap protein signal transduction. The transcript has a single exon. Bases 795 to 1343 code for a protein of 182 amino acids. Gene Ontology annotation, molecular function: GTPase activity; GTP binding; GDP binding.